GCACGAAAGUUGGCCACUUAAACUACUUCUAACCAGGCAGCAGACAUUAUACUGAACCCAAACUACGCCAGGGGAAAAGAAUAACAGUGCUUUUCUGCAACUCUGAUAUACAACUUCGUGUGCAACUGCGCUAUUUUGCAGAUUGCAUUUUUAUUUGGCUGCUGUUGUUCGCUUUUAUUUUGGCGUCGCAGCAGAGGAGAGCAUCACUUUUAUUUUUCUCUGCUUGAAGAAGGGCUCGUCCGGUUUCUCCACCUGGGAUUUGGAUUUGACAGCAGACUCUUUUUGAGCACUGUUGAAGGCAUUCCGUUUCUUUUACUUGGACUUUGUGACAGUAACGGGUUCGAGUACAUUGUGUUGUUCGUGUCAGUAGCUACAUGAUGGCUACUUUACCCGGAACUAUGCCUCGUAUGAUGCGCCCUGCGCCAGGCCAGAACUACCCCCGAACCGGCUUCCCCCUGGAAGUGUCCACCCCUCUGGGCCAAGGGAGGGUGAACCAGCUUGGCGGCGUGUUCAUCAACGGGAGGCCCUUGCCAAAUCACAUCCGACACAAGAUAGUGGAGAUGGCCCACCACGGCAUCCGACCCUGUGUAAUCUCGCGACAACUGCGAGUUUCUCACGGUUGUGUCUCCAAGAUCCUCUGCCGAUACCAGGAGACCGGCUCGAUCCGUCCAGGGGCCAUCGGAGGCAGCAAGCCCAGGCAGGUGGCAACUCCUGACGUGGAGAAGCGGAUCGAGGAGUACAAGAGAGAGAACCCGGGGAUGUUCAGCUGGGAGAUCCGGGAUAAGCUGCUGAAGGACGGGGUGUGCGACAGAAGCACGGUUCCUUCAGGUGAGGCUUCAUCUGUGAGCUCCAUCAGCCGCGUUUUGAGGGCCCGAUUUGGCAAAAAAGAUGACGAGGAUGACUGUGAUAAGAAGGAUGAAGAUGGAGAAAGGAAAACAAAGCAUAGCAUCGAUGGCAUCCUCGGUGAUAAAUGUAACCGCACAGACGAAGGUUCAGAUGUGGACUCGGAGCCUGACCUGCCCCUGAAGAGGAAGCAAAGACGCAGCCGCACUACCUUCACAGCCGAGCAGCUGGAGGAGUUGGAGAAGGCCUUUGAGAGGACACAUUACCCCGACAUCUACACCCGAGAGGAGCUUGCUCAGAGGACCAAACUCACAGAGGCCAGAGUGCAGGUGUGGUUCAGCAACAGGCGGGCUCGGUGGCGCAAACAAGCUGGAGCCAAUCAGCUUGCAGCCUUCAACCACCUGCUUCCUGGAGGAUUCCCGCCCACAGGGAUGCCAACUUUACCCACAUACCAGCUACAAGAUUCAGGCUACCCCGGCGCCACAUUAUCCCAGGAGGGCAGCACAUUGCACAGACCCCAGCCCCUGCCUCCAUCCUCCAUGCACCAGGGAGGUCUGAGCGCUGACAGCGGCGCCGCUUACGGCCUCUCAUCCAACCGACACAGCUUCUCCAGCUACUCCGACACCUUCAUGAGCCCCUCGGCCUCCAGCAACCACAUGAACUCAGUCGGCAACGGCCUCUCCCCACAGGUGAUGAGCAUCCUGAGCAACCCCAGCGCCGUGCCCUCCCAGCCCCAGCAUGACUUCUCCAUUUCCCCCCUGCACAGCAGCCUGGAGAGCUCCAACCCCAUCUCGGCCAGCUGCAGCCAGCGCUCCGACACCAUCAAGAGUGUGGACAGCCUGGCCUCCUCCCAGUCCUACUGCCCCCCCACCUACAGCGCCACCAGCUACAGCGUGGACCCUGUCACUGCAGGCUACCAGUACAGCCAAUAUGGGCAGACUGCUGUUGACUACCUGGCGAAGAACGUCAGCUUGUCCACCCAGAGGAGGAUGAAACUUGGGGACCACUCAGCUGUGCUGGGGCUUCUACAGGUGGAGACGGGACAGGCCUACUGAAACCCUCUGGAACCUGUGUGCACCAACCUUCUUCACCCUCUGCCACCCUCAUGCUCCAUCAAGUCUGGACUCAAACUCCAGCUCGCUCUGCAGCCAUGACAUCAGCGCACAGACACACAGCAGACAGUGACGCUUUGCAGGUGUGAGAAGGCACUUCUGGGAAGGGAAUCAAACUUUUUCACGCCAUUGGCAACAACCAGGCGGCCCUGCACCCGUUCUAAUUCAUAUUUCGGCGUCUCUGCCUGCUUCCUAUACUCCUUUCCCAGCCCAGAAACCCUGUUUUGUUUAGCUCAGAAGGCCAGACAGGACCCCGAAGCACCCGGGGAUUGUCGGCCACAUUGGCCUUUCUCCCUCUUUAUCAUGGCUGCAGUCCAGCACACAUUCAGAGCCAUCAACAACAUGUACUUUGACCUUGCUGUUCAUAGUAGUUAACAAAGCCAAUAUCAUUUGAACGACUCUUCUUCUUGUUCCUUUUUGAUAUUGUUAAGAUUAUUGUUGCUGUUAUAUGAUUAUGGUUAAUGUGAUUUAUGUUGUUCUUUGAUUCCACUUGUAUCACUUUUUCCCUGUUAGAUGUUGGUUCGUAAAACACAGCACGGAUGAGAUGAUUUAAGAGUGUGUGUCUGUUGCGUGUGCAUGUUUCUCUGUGUGUCACACAGUCUCAAAAGAGAGGAUGAUUGUUUUCCAAGCUGCUGCUGCUCCUCUGCCUGUUCCCUGAGCUCUAAUGUUCAUGAGCGAUUUGACCUUCCCACUUUCAUAUUCGUCUUGACAUUCCUAAAGAACUUGGCCACUCGGUGGGAAGUCUGGCUGGAUGGAUUCUGCAGGGAAUUAAAGCAACGUUUUGGCCGCCAAAAGCUUUCCCCUUCUAACCUCCAUCCCAUCCUUAGCUGCGGUCCAUGGGGAGGGGGGUAUUGUUUGCAAAAACAGGAUUGGGGAAAUUAAUGUAUUUUGUUUAGAAAUAUGGACCUUGCCAAGGAGGGCUAACUCAAAUCCCCCCCCCUCCCCCCAAAUCCCAUCUGCCAGGAAACCCUGUGUGACUUUAAAGCAGAUUAAAUCACACAGAAAUAAUUUCAGAGCUAAUUCACAGUGACCCGUCUUAUUACUAUUCAGUAUUUCUGUUUUUAGAGCCUAAUUAGCACAUUUUGUAAAUGCACCUUCAGCUGGUUUCCACUCUCUCGGACUCAAUAAGCAUUCCUCUAAACAUUCCUCACGCUCCGUCUACAAAUAUACUAAAAGCAUUCCAACGCUCUCUGUUAUGAGAUUAAAAACUACACAAGCUGUGCCAUUCACAUGCACUGUGGAAAAUCUUGUAAUCCAGUCAGAAGUGAAAGGGCACAGGUAACACCGCUGAUUGCCCCCCC
This is a messenger RNA of Labrus bergylta (ballan wrasse), 3256 nucleotides long. RefSeq names its product paired box 7a (gene pax7a). NCBI's taxonomy places the organism in Eukaryota, Metazoa, Chordata, Actinopteri, Labriformes, Labridae. Gene Ontology annotation, molecular function: DNA-binding transcription factor activity, RNA polymerase II-specific; RNA polymerase II cis-regulatory region sequence-specific DNA binding. Gene Ontology annotation, biological process: anatomical structure development; regulation of transcription by RNA polymerase II. The record is from RefSeq and is a predicted model, not a curated record.